This is a messenger RNA of Xyrauchen texanus (razorback sucker), 569 nucleotides long. RefSeq names its product N-terminal Xaa-Pro-Lys N-methyltransferase 2-like. Gene Ontology annotation, biological process: N-terminal protein amino acid methylation. Gene Ontology annotation, cellular component: cytoplasm. The transcript is spliced from 2 exons. Gene Ontology annotation, molecular function: N-terminal protein N-methyltransferase activity. The record is from RefSeq and is a predicted model, not a curated record. Lineage: Eukaryota; Metazoa; Chordata; Actinopteri; Cypriniformes; Catostomidae. The annotation marks the transcript as partial.
UCACCCCAGGCCUAAAGCAAGUGAUCUAAUGAGCUGCGGUAGUUUUAAGCACCCACCCGAGAAAGAAACAUUCAGCUGGUCAGUUUCAGCUCCUCUGCCAGUGAUCUCCAAACAGAUAGCAGCAGUGUGUCUUCAGCAUUUCUUACAGAAACACCUUAAGCUAAACACAGUCACACGCUUGUUUCUGUUUCUUCAAACUACUUUGCAGAAGACGUUUUAGAAUGUCUGAAUCCACAUCCAUUAUGGAGUUUAGUGGGACGCACCAAGCCUUUAGAGACAGCUGGUCAAAGACAGACAAUGAGAUGUGCAAGCACAGUAUGUCUUUCCACUUGCACAACACCCUGAGGAAAGAGUUCUUCGCUAGCUACCUGUAUCUCCUGGAGCAGAUUCAUCUGGUGAAACUCUAUGCCGUGACAUGUGAGUAUAUUAAAGGGGAGAAGCAGUUUUACAACAGGGCACAAAACUUCUACAAGGAUGUCCCAGCGUCAGAGGAGGGCAUGAUGGGAGAUUUCGUGGAGAUAUCUGAGAUUGACCUUGAUGGCUCAAGACAAUUCCUAAAGAAGUUUGUU